AUGAAGGAUGUUGACAAGCUCCCGCGUCGCACAAAGUGGGAGCCAAAAUACUACGAGCUGAAAGGGCCAAAGGGAGUGGAAAAGGUGAUCUUUUGGUGCCGAAAUAUGGCCGAUGUCUUUUGGGACCUCUUCGGGAUCCUGGCUCUAAAAGACAAGUACCACUUCCGGCCAGAACAACACUACAUGAAGCGUGAUAAGACAAACCGGCAAUACGGAGAGGCAUGGUCGGCAGAACAAUGGUGGAAUAUCCAACUAAAGAUCAAGGAUUGUUUUGCAACCGUUGGGCAAUAUGUGAUUGCAACCAACCAGACCCCGUUGACUGGUUUUUGUGGUAGCAAGAAGGCCCAUCCAGUCUAUUUUACCAUUGCCAACCUACCAAAACAUAUUUGA
Rhizoctonia solani is the source of this 390-nucleotide messenger RNA. Its product is annotated as coatomer subunit beta. Lineage: Eukaryota; Fungi; Basidiomycota; Agaricomycetes; Cantharellales; Ceratobasidiaceae. The record is from RefSeq and is a predicted model, not a curated record. The coding region runs from base 1 to 390 and encodes 129 amino acids. The transcript is spliced from 2 exons.